This is a messenger RNA of Aureobasidium uvarum, 399 nucleotides long. The record is from the annotation of a GenBank genome assembly. Lineage: Eukaryota; Fungi; Ascomycota; Dothideomycetes; Dothideales; Saccotheciaceae.
AUGAAGCUCCUCACCCUCAACUUCCUCACCUGCGCCCGCAAGGCCUGCAAACAAGAACCCGCCGCNUUUCCCCUACACCCGCGCGACGCCGAGCUCGAACGCGUGGAAAUGGAGUUGAACCCCGAGUUUUUGGUCAAUGUGUUGCCGCGUCUAGAGUGGAAGGCGAUAAGAAGUUUGGGUGAAGAGCUCGGUCUCCCCACCCUCCCCGAAUCAGCGCCAGAAGAAAAAGAUCUAAUGGAUGAGAAUACAAAGGAACCGACACAGACACUGCAAGAUUUACAUGCGCUGCUUGUGGAGACGAGUGUGAGUAAUGGAAAGUUGGUGUGUGGGCAUUGUGGACACGAGUAUGCUGUCAAGGAAGGCAUUGCGAAUUUCUUGCUGCCGAGUCAUUUGGUGUAA